AUGUCUUCCAUUGGAUGCAUCCAUGUUGAGGCUGAGAGCCUGUCACGUAGACUGAUAUACAUUUCUUUCACAUUAAGCUGGCCAUUGCUUUAUUGGAUGCUUAAGGCUGAUAGGUCUUGGCCUCGCCCACAGGAUGUGGCUUGGCAAUCCCCUUAUUUAAAUUGCUUCAGCAUGCAGCCAAAGCCCAGUUUACCUGGUCUUCCAGCAUAUCUAAAUUCUAGCACUUGCAUGUUUCCUUCAACGGAGUUAAUAAUUUUUGACCACUCUGAUAAUAAGACAAGGUUGUGUUAUGCUCCUGUCUUCCCUCUUGUACGCAGCCCAACUGUUAAUGCUACUAAAUUUUCUCAAAGUUAUGAUGUUAAUGGAGAGGGACAGGCAAGAAGUGAAAACCAAGAAGCCACAGAAGAAAUCAAUGCAUUGCUUUAUUCUGACAACGACAAUGACGAAGAUAAUGAUGAUAAUUGUUAUGAGGUAACAAGUGCAGGUCGUUCUCCUUUGGAAACUAAAAGGACUUAUAUGAUGCAAGAACAGUUUGAAGACAUGAAAGAGGAGGUUGCUAGCUGUGAUUGGCCUAACAAGAGGCUGAUGUUAAUGGAUGGUGGUUACAAUAGAUCAUCCCUUCCUGUUGACAAUGCUAGUUUGGUAAAACUAAAUGAAACCUGUGAGUGUGCCAGUGAUGCUGAAUCAAAGAAUUCUAGUGACUGGGUAUAUUCUGUUGAUAAAACUAAAGUAGAUAGUUCAAUGGUGGGCGAUACCAAAAUGAAAAGGGAUGAGAUCCGUAAAUCAUUGAGAGUUCUUGAGAAUUUAAUUCCUGGCACAAAAGGAAAGGUGCCACUAUUAGUCAUUGAUGGAACUAUUGAGUACUUGAAAUUUUUUAUGUCCCAAAAUGGUACUCUUGGAGUGAAAUAUGACCAAGUAUACUCACUGUCAUUGGCGUUGUAG
Molecule: messenger RNA, 942 nt
Organism: Gastrolobium bilobum
Lineage: Eukaryota; Viridiplantae; Streptophyta; Magnoliopsida; Fabales; Fabaceae
Product: transcription factor SAC51-like
Exons: 5
Coding region: 1-942 (313 amino acids)
Source: RefSeq, a predicted model, not a curated record